CUUGAGGCCCGCACAGGCUUCCACCUGAAGCAGCUGCCUCUGGGCGGGAUGAGCGGGCCGCGGGUGCUCGGCGUCGUUCACGAUGCCGUCAUCUUCCUGCUGGAGCAGCUGCAUGGUGCCGCCAACUGCAAACGCCAUCGCUUCCGCUUCCACCGCUGCGAGAACAUAGAGGAAGAGCUUCCUCUCAAUCCAAGCGGCUGCACUCGUACUGAAGUCUACACACGGAAAGCGACUUUUGAUAUGUUCAACUUCCUGGCAUCGCAGCACAGAGAGCUCCCUGUCAUGGUGGGCCCCUUUGAUGAAGAGGAGGAUGAAUUCCCACUUAAAUCUUCCAGGCGAGCCACCAGCAGUGAGCUUCCCAUGGCAAUGAGAUUCAGACACCUGGAAAAAAUCUCCAAAGAAGCAGUAGGAGUUUACAGAUCUGAAAUUCAUGGUCGCGGCCUUUUCUGCAAAAGAAACAUCGAGGCUGGCGAGAUGGUGAUCGAGUACGCUGGCACCGUCAUUCGCUCUGUGCUGACUGAUAAGCGGGAGAAAUAUUAUGACGGCAAGGUUAGAAAACACAGGCACUAUUAUACUGUAUUAGUCUUCAUAAUCACACUCAACUUAUUACGAUUAUACAAUAUUCAGCAGAACUUAAGGGGUAAGGUUAGAAAAACAGGGUGGAAUAAAUGAAAGAUAGUAUGGUAUAAUGUAUUUCAUAUAUUUCCUUUUACAACUGCCUGGCAAUUACAGCAUAAUAGCACACGGAAAAAAGGAAACUUACAUUGAAUCUCAAACUGUUUAUUUACAUAAUUAACAUCUAGCUUUUUGAAAAUAUGGUCUGAAAAAAAAAGUCGGUACAUUUCUAAAAGUAAGUUAUUCCAAAACAGAAAAGAUUUGUCCAAAACCUGAUAAAAGUCCAGAAAAUGCUCGUAACUCACACUAACAUAAUCUAGAUCAGGCAUCCUCAAAGUCCGGACCACAACUGACUCUGGACUCUGAGCAAAUUAUACUUUUCAUAUGUAUUAUCUGUGUUAUCUGUGUUAUCUGUGUUAUCUGUGUUAUCUGUGUUAUCUGUGUUAUCUGCGAGACAUCGCCACAACGCAACGAGUCAAAAUUCUCCGCUAUGUCCACUGCAAACAGCGCGCUGCCUGUACGACUGUUCCACUGUCUGUGUGUGUCUGUCAACGCAU
This is a messenger RNA of Notothenia coriiceps (black rockcod), 1172 nucleotides long. Its product is annotated as histone-lysine N-methyltransferase 2B-like. Gene Ontology annotation, biological process: positive regulation of DNA-templated transcription. Gene Ontology annotation, cellular component: nucleus; histone methyltransferase complex. The transcript is spliced from 4 exons. The coding region runs from base 49 to 672 and encodes 207 amino acids. The record is from RefSeq and is a predicted model, not a curated record. Lineage: Eukaryota; Metazoa; Chordata; Actinopteri; Perciformes; Nototheniidae. Gene Ontology annotation, molecular function: histone H3K4 methyltransferase activity; protein binding.